CUAAGUUCCCGUUGACUACUACAGUUAGCGGUUUCUUCAGGAGAGACAGAGGGAACAACCAACUUUACAAGCUUCAGCAUGUCGUCGUCGGUGAUGAGUGGCGUGGCGGUGUGGAGGGCUCACAGCGUUCUGGAGGAGUCAGACGGGGGCGAGUCCAGCUCCCCUGUGGCCCCUCCCCCUGACCGCUUCAGGAAGCUACGCUCCUCCUCCUCUCUCAACUCCCUCCGCAUGUCUCUGAGGAAGAGGCUGCCGCUGAGCUCUGUACAGACCAACUCCCUGCCAGACCCUGAACUGACCCCUGACCCCACCUGGGAGAGUCUGCAGGCCAAUCAGAAGACCAGCGCCGUCUGCCAGCUCACACGCAGCGCACGCAGCCACAUCGGGGGAGUGUACCAGAGGCUUCAGAGGAACAGAGCAGUGGUACAGGAUCAGGAGGAGUGUUUGGUGGCGACACCUGGCCAGGUGUGUGAGGGGGGAGAGAACAACGAGGGGGUCACCUCCCGUACACCCAGGCGCACCCCCGUCCGUUCCACCACACUCAUACCCACAACAACCCCCAGACGCACCCCCAGAGCCACCGCGCCCAAACGCACCCCUGCCUCGGGCCGCGGGGGGAGGAGAACCCCAGGGCGAAGUCCUGAGGUGACAGGGGUGAAGAACGUGGGAGGGAGGAGGCAGCUGGUUCGGAUGGCUGCACUACGAAGCCCCUUCGCAUCUCCUAACACUCAGAGCCUCAGGCGGAAGUUUGGCCGGGACCUGGAGAGUGUGUCCAGCGGUCUCAGGAAGCUGAAACGUCUGUCCCACGCCUUUGAUGAUGUCAUAGGGAGAGACGACCGCAGAACCUUCAACUACUCUCUAAUCGCGGAGUAAAUAUACAGGUCCCGUGCAGCAGAGCGUUACGGAGGGGUGAGGAGGUUGGACCCCAGCGGGAAGCUGAGCUGCUCCUCUUUCACAGAGCCAAGCGCCUCACACUCCUACUAGCCAGGUCUCACGUCAGAAUUAGACGUUGAUCCAUGUUUCACAAACGUCAAAUUGCAAAGUUUUUUUUAAAGAUUGAGUUUAGGCAUUUAACUCCAAUUUUUAAGAUUUAGGGUUAAGUUCAGGCUGGUUUCCCCCGUCAUCUCCCGACGUCCUCAGACAUGGAUGGACGUUGAAUACUGACUUGUAUCGCGGAUGACCUGGUUCACCUUGCAGUCCUCGAGCCACACUGAACCUCACAUAGCUUCCUGUUAGUGUGUUGGUCUGAGGACUAUGUAUCUUUCCAUAUUCUAUAUGUACAGUUGCAGCCAAAUAUAUUGGCACCCUUGCAACUUCUCUUAAAUAAUUCCCUAUUUCUUCUCUUAAGUUGACAUUUGAAAUUGGUCUCCACACCUUUUUGUUGUUGGAUUGUCAACAUUGCAGAAUAUAUGUUGUUUUUUGUGCUAGUACUUGUUUGCACAAGAUAACUGACAAAUGUUUCUUCUUCCAUCAAUUUUAUUUUUUAUUUUACCUUUUAUUUAACUAGGGCAAGUCAGUUAAGAACAAAUUUUUAUUUUCAAUGCCGGCCUAGGAACGGUGGGUUAACUGCCUUGGGGUUAAACGAGCUUGCUGCACUAUUCUACUGGCAAUUUGGCCCACUCUUCAGAAAAUAACUGUUCUAGUUAUUCAAUGCCCUCCACCAACUGCUGUCUGGAGCUCUCCGCCUGGGUAAUGGAUGUGACUCUUCACUGCCUCUCCAGAACAGUCCAGCGGUUUCUUCUUGAAACAUUCCAGGGUGCUUCUAUGUGUUUAGGGUCGUUGUCCUACCGGAAGACCCACAGCCUUCAACAGAGAGUUUUUUGUGGACACACUCCAAAAUACCCUGAUAAUCUGCUCAUUGUUUUGUCUUGUUGGGGGAAGUCCAACUCAGGCUUUCUGGUGUCUCCUUCAGCAGCGCGGUCUUCCUGGUGUUUUACCAACAACCAAAACAAAGCAUUCAGAUUAAACAACACCCUCUCUGCUAUCAGAGAUGGUGGAGGUUUCAUAAUGCUGUUGGGUUGCUGCUUCUGCUACUAGUGGUCUUGGAACACGUGUAAGACAUGAAAUCAGCAGAUUCAGGGUUUUUGGAGUCCAAUGUUCCACCCAGGAUCCAAAACCUGGGUCUCCAUUAAAAGUUGUGGGUCUUCCAGCAGGACAAUGACCCCAAACAGAGGUUCUGAAGUGCCCAGCGAAGAGUCCCCAAAUUGACGGUGGAAAGGUGCGGCAAGCAUAUUUGUUUUUGCUACAAGAAGUGUUUGUCUGCGAUUAUCUUGGUCAAUAGACUGUGCAACCAAGUACUAGCUCUGCGGUGCCAAUAAUUUUGUCAAUGCCAUUUUGUCUUUAAGUUUACAAUUUUGUAAUUUUAGAAAAUAAAGUUUACAACAAAAAAAUUGGUUCUGCAAUGUUGAAAAUCUAAUAAGGUGUGGUGACCUAAACGUUUCUCAAACGUCACCUUAUUUGAGAAAUAGGGAACUUAAGAAAAGUGCGUAUUGGUACAUACUGGUUACUGUCUACCAGCCUGGGACUGUUUCUAUACAGUAUAUAUCUAUGUAUUCUAUUCACCUUAUGAUGCCUCGCCCACAUGACCCAGUUCCUGAUCCAGCAGGAUUGUUUUUCUUUGUCCAGCCCAUUCACAAACAAAACAUAGUUAAAUAUGAAUUACAUUUGUCACAAAUAUUCACUAUUAUAAAGGACCUGAAGGAGGAAAACUUACAAUUUGGAUUGCCCUUGUUGACAGGCAUCAUAAGGUGAAUACUUUUAACAGAAUGGGAUUCGUUUCUAUGUUUAUAUAUUCUAUAAUGUAACAGGUUUGUUUUAUACAUGAUGGGAUGUUUAAGGUGAAGCCAGGGGUGAAAGUAGAUGUCAUUUCUUAUCGGUAGGGGUCAGCCAAGAGCAAGCACGCAUUUUUUAUAUAUUUUUUACGGCAAAAAUUACAGGGUAGCCCUCACGGUGGGGACAUGACGGAUGUUCUCUGCUGGUGCCAGUAAGAUAGGCUACUGUUCGUUAGAUUAAGUUAAGAAUUUUGAUAGCUAAAAUACAGAUUGGAGUCUUCUCACUGUAAUAUCGUUACAGCAAUAUCAAUUUGCUUUUUAAACAGUUUUUCCGGAUUGUACUCUUUAAAUAUUGCAAUAUGCAUUUUCUGCUUUUCACUGACAGUCGCAACUCGACAGUCAUCUAUUGGUAUUGCAGCAGCAGCAGCAGCAGCGGGCCCUUCCGACUGUAGUGCAUGCGAUUUGAAACAAUCCACUAAAAUAAUAAGCUAAUCCCCUGUUGCCAAAUCAUGCUUUCUGGUGUAGUAGCCUAUUUUGAAUGAUUUUAUUCAUUUAUGUAUAGACAGGAGUUAGCUAAUUAGGCUGUAUAAUUUUGGCAAUUUAAUUAACUUUACUUUAGGGAAAGCUGAGCUUCCCGUAGCCUCAUGGACAUGAUGCCUAUGCCUUUUUUAACGUGGCAUAAACACAACCAGUCAUGGUGUUUUCAUCCGGUUGUCAAACAAUCACUUAAAGGCGCUCCUGUAGGCUACCCGCGCUCAUCCAUCCAUCAUUUCAGCUUCCAAACCCCAACAGUGCGUUGUUCAUCCGCAAUUUGAUGAAUGGAAACAUACAUCUGUUACAAAACACCUCCGUAUAGAUGGAAAUGUUGUUCUGCGAUUGUCAUUAGGAGCAGUACACUUGUAGUCUGAAUUGAUGUAUCCACUGUUGUCCAACCUCGGUCACGGCCACUCAUCUCCGCCAUGACAAAACGUCCGUUUUCUCCUCAAACUACAACGCAAUCAGGAGAACAUACCAUCCGGUUUCCAGUCAAUUCCGCUAAUUGUUUCAAGCGGCCGACAUGCAGUACUGUACCAUAAUGGUGUACUAGCCGUUAGUUGUUUGGAGCAUGUUGUAUUGUGAUUGGUUCGCCCUACCGGACCAUACCGCCUUACUUUCACCCCUGGGUAAAGCUGACACUCAGAGUCUAGGGCCACUGUUAUUCUAAUGGGAAAGGGCGAUACCUAGACAGUUGUACAACUGAAAUGUGUCCUCAGCAAUGUAACCUCAACCCCUCUGAAUCAGAGAGGUGCGGAGUGCUGUCUUCGGCGUCAGGAGACUAAUGAUAACAUGUUAUUCUAAUGUUGGGAAUCCAUGUUGUUUAUUCUUGAUAACUACAUGUUAUGAAUCAAUGUUACAUAUUCCUAAUGACUACAUAUUCAGGAGUGAUCUGAGAGUCUCCUGUCGGCAUAGGGACUAAACUGACGAGACAGUCACGGAUGCGAGUAACCCGUCUUGUAACGGCACAUUGCAAUACAUCCGGGUUACACUGGUGUUGCAGUAAUUCACAUUUACCGACAGACGGCAUCAAAGUGCCAUUUUACACCCAUAACACAAACCUUCCAAAAUUGCUUCACCAGGCACGUCAAUUAAGAUCAAAUUCUUAUUUACAAUGAUGGGCAAAUACCAAAAUGUUACACUAAUAUUCUAUGAACACUAAUAUGUAUAGAGCAAUGGCGACCUGUCAUUCAGGGCAGGUUGGGCUUGCCUGUUUUGCAUGUUAUUUUGGCAUUAAUACGUGUCACAUAUCAGUUUGCAAACAAUGUAG
Salvelinus namaycush (lake trout) is the source of this 4572-nucleotide messenger RNA. RefSeq lists its product as uncharacterized. The transcript is spliced from 7 exons. The record is from RefSeq and is a predicted model, not a curated record. The coding region runs from base 79 to 870 and encodes 263 amino acids. NCBI's taxonomy places the organism in Eukaryota, Metazoa, Chordata, Actinopteri, Salmoniformes, Salmonidae.